AUGAUUACUGCCGAGAUCUACUGCGCUCAACUGCAAAGACUGGCCGACAAGAUCCGCAAGGAGCACCCGAAGCUCCACAACAUUCGCAUGCUGCACGAUAACGCGCGCCCUCACAUCGCGAAGAAGACUUCCCAGAAAAUUCUGGAGCUCGGAUGGGAAGUUCUACCGCACCCACCGUACAGCCCGGACCUGGCCCCGAGCGACUACCACCUCUCCCGAUCGCUUCAGCAUCACCUGGAAGAGAAGAGCUGCGAUGAUCGUGAAAACCUCAAAAAUGACCUUCGGGCUUUCUUCGCCUCCAAGUCGCCGGAGUUCUACGCCAAACAAAUCCGUGAUCUUGUGAGAUGUUGGCAGAAGGUUGUCGAUAUUGAUGGAGAUUAUUUCGUCGAAUAA
Necator americanus (New World hookworm) is the source of this 393-nucleotide messenger RNA. RefSeq lists its product as uncharacterized. The coding region runs from base 1 to 393 and encodes 130 amino acids. NCBI's taxonomy places the organism in Eukaryota, Metazoa, Nematoda, Chromadorea, Rhabditida, Ancylostomatidae. The transcript has a single exon. The record is from RefSeq and is a predicted model, not a curated record. Gene Ontology annotation, molecular function: nucleic acid binding.